AUGUCUCGGCCAUCCGUACAUCCAGAGCGCCCGCUUUCUCUCACAGAGGAACUCGAAAAACUAGAACAAUCUAUCACAUUGACGCUCCAAGAGAUCGAUCAAAACUUCAGCCAAGCACACCGCAUUGUUACAACAAGCAUUCUGCCUCUGGUAGCACAAUACACCGAACAUUCCCGCGAUGUCUGGGAUGGUGCCAAGUUCUGGAAACAAUUCUUUGAAGCUAGCGCCAAUGUAUCCUUAUCUGGAUAUGAAGAGCAACCAAAAGAUGAUGACACAGUUCAAGAGCAAACGGCAAUGGAGGAAGAGGACCUUACUGCCGAUAUGACCCAAAGCACGAGUCACGAAGAUCAAUCCUAUGAUACCCCUACGUCACAGCGCCACAAUAUGCACCACGGUCACGGAGAUGACCUCGACCUAACCGAGCUCGCUAUUUCCUCGCAUAGUACUCCCCGAGGACCUUCUCAAUAUGUCGACGAUGACAUGACCACAUCUUCCGUCGAGCAUUCCUCGUACGAGGACUUGCGAAGACAAAUCAACGAAGCAGACGCACCCUUCAGCAUGCCCGACUCAUCUACACUUCCCUCUACCCCAGGCCGACAACCAUUCUUCCCACAUGGAGCCUCAGCCGAAAGCCCCAUGUCAUCCCCCUUCAUCCCUCCCGCGUCAGCCAAGUAUCAGUCCGCAUCGCGAGACACGCGCUAUCAAAAGCCCUCCGACCCUGUGCUGCACCAAAUGCUUGACAAAACCUACCGCGUUCAGGCUACUCCGCUCGGCAAGAAUUACCACAACCCAAGUGGAGGUACGAACACCCGUUCGAAAUUCGCGGUCACGCCGAAUCAAGCUGGUUCUAGUUCGAGAUACGCGUUCAACGAUUCGCCCAUGUCUAGCCCUGAGCCAGAAGCGCCUCAGAUGCACUCGGAGAUCUUUUCUUCGCCUAUCAAAGGUGUUGAUACCCCUGGAACGAAUCGCAAGCGACGCACCAGCAGCAACCGCAUGCGAGUGACUCCUAAACCUGGUUUCAGUGUUCUGACACCAGCGAAGAAGUCCGGAGGUAAUCGUGCCAUAUGGGAUAGUGACGAUGAGUUUGAUGAGGAUCUCGGUCCUAGCCCUCCUAAGACCAUGCAGUUCCACAUUCCUCAGAGUCGACUUAUGCAGACGCCAGCCAAGGAAGCAUCCAAGCGUAUUGUCACCGAUCUCCUAGCCACUGCUGGAGCGGGUGAUAUUACCGACGACUUCGACGACGAACAUAGCCCGAGUAUCAUUCGCCGCAUGGAGCGGCUAGAAGAUGACACAUUCUGA
Molecule: messenger RNA, 1299 nt
Organism: Penicillium verhagenii
Lineage: Eukaryota; Fungi; Ascomycota; Eurotiomycetes; Eurotiales; Aspergillaceae
Product: DASH complex subunit ASK1
Exons: 4
Coding region: 1-1299 (432 amino acids)
Biological process (GO): attachment of spindle microtubules to kinetochore
Cellular component (GO): mitotic spindle; mitotic spindle pole body; DASH complex
Source: RefSeq, a predicted model, not a curated record